Leptosia nina is the source of this 1650-nucleotide messenger RNA. Lineage: Eukaryota; Metazoa; Arthropoda; Insecta; Lepidoptera; Pieridae. The record is from the annotation of a GenBank genome assembly.
AUGAGGCUGUUGCUGAUCUUCGUAGUGUCUGUUUCUGCAGAUUUGAACUGGUGGAAGACUGCGUUAGUCUACCAAGUAUACCCGAGGUCUUUCAAAGACAGCGAUGGUGAUGGAAUUGGGGACCUUAAAGGUGUCACUGAAAAACUACCCUAUCUGAAGGACACGGGUAUAGAUGCAAUAUGGCUGUCACCAAUAUUUCUAUCCCCAAUGCGAGAUGUUGGCUACGACAUAUCGGAUUACCGGAAAAUCGCACCAGAAUUCGGUACUAUGCUAGAUUUUGAGAUGUUAGUCAGAACUGCUAAGGAACUAGGUCUCCGUAUUAUUCUGGACUUCGUCCCGAACCACACGUCAAACGAGAGCGAGUGGUUCGUUCGUUCCCAAAAAUCAGAUCCUCACUACAAGGACUACUAUAUUUGGGCUGACGGAAUUACCAAGGAAGCUGAUCAGGAAAUGUUACCUCCCAGUAACUGGGUAAGUCACUUUCGCAAGAGCGCUUGGAAGUACAGCGAAGAACGUGGUCAAUAUUACUUGCACCAAUUUGUUAUUGGUCAACCAGAUUUGAACUAUCGCAACGAGAAGGUUCAGGAAGAAAUGAAGGAAGUCCUUAGAUUCUGGCUAGAUCGAGGAGUUUCUGGAUUUCGCGUGGAUGCAGUCAAUGUGCUUUACGAAGCGGAUCCGAAGAACUACGGCGGUCGUUACCCUGACGAAUCUAGAUCUGAUGAUCCCAGCGCAGUGCCCGAUGAUUACGAAUAUUUGAAACACAUCUACACAAGAGAUCUGGACGAAGUAUACACGACAAUCUACGAUUGGCGCCAAGUUCUUGACGAAUAUACGAGUAAAGGAGAGUAUAAAUUCAUGGUAACUGAAGCGUACGCGGAUGUAGAACACUUGAUGAGGUACUAUGGGGCUGAAGGGAGAAAUGGUUCUGUGCCUUUCAACUUUGGUUUAGUGGAUAAAGUCAAUAAGGACACAAAUGUUGUUGAGAUUAAAGCAAUCAUCGAUGAGUGGAUGACGAAGAUGCCUGCAGGAAAGGUUGCUAGUUGGGUGAAUGGAAACCACGAUCAACCCCGACUUGCAUCUCGAGUCGGUACAAAUAGAGUCGACGCUAUGAACAUGUUGGCUCUUAUCCUUCCUGGCAUUGCAUUCACUUAUCAGGGAGAAGAACUUGGUAUGACUGAUGGCUUUAUAUCCUGGGAGGACACACAGGAUCCGCGCGCCUGUAACACAGAUGACCCCGUAAAUUAUUGGAAGCAUUCCCGAGAUCCAUGCCGGACACCCUUCCCUUGGGAUGGGAGCUUAAACGCAGGGUUUUCUACAAGUGAUAGAACCUGGUUACCAGUUGCCGAUAACUACAAGGAAGUAAACUUAGAAACGGAGAUAACGGCUUUGAAAAGUCAUUAUAAAUUCUACAGAGAUGUGGCAGCAAUAAGAAAGUGUGAUGCUAUCCAGAAAGGACGCUUGGAUGUUAAAGCUUUAACUGAAUCAAUAUUAGUUAUAGUCAGAUGGAUACCAAAUGCAGAAGCUGUUGUGGCCAUCAUGAAUCUUUCAGAAAACACAGGGACUGUUGAUUUAUCAAAUAUGGAAAUGCUGACAGUAAAAUUAAAAGUGGUAGCAAGUGGGGUGGAUUGCAAUGGAUUUGAAAACAAGUAA